This is a messenger RNA of Brassica rapa (field mustard), 1216 nucleotides long. RefSeq lists its product as uncharacterized. The record is from RefSeq and is a predicted model, not a curated record. Lineage: Eukaryota; Viridiplantae; Streptophyta; Magnoliopsida; Brassicales; Brassicaceae.
CAUGUUCUCUGUUCUCUAUUAAGGGUUUGGUGGUGUGGUUUCGACAGAAUUUAGUUAAAUUGAGAAAUUAGGGUUUGGAAAAAUUUUGGGGAUAAAUCGUUAUUUCUUGUUUAUGGAUUGUAUCGGUCUCGGAUAUCCUCUUUGUGUCUAUACGGAUUGAAACAGGUUGUAGUUUCAAGCGAUUUGCCGUUUCUUAACUGUUUUCAAUUGAAACCUUUUUAGUGAUAUUGUUAUCUUAUAUGUGUUCGAAUUCACUUUGUUGAUGUUGUUUUCGUUCCUUCUAGCCAGUUUGCUUCCUUCUCGUCAAUUUGUUUUAACUCUAGUGGUUGUUUAACUCUGUCUGUUUUCAAUUUCUUUUCAGGUUUACGAUAAUGGGACAAUACAGUUACAACCAGCCAUCUUCAUCAUCAAACUCUCAAGACUUAAACUCCCUCCUUCAAACCGAAGCAGAGAUGUACGCGGCUGAAGCUGAGAUAAGUCAGUGGAAUGCAGAGGCCAUUCACAACUAACCAUCACCAGAGGGUGAUGAUGAAAUCCCCAGGACAUGCUACUGUGGGUCGGAGCCUGUUCACAGUUAUUCCCAAACUCCUAAAGAUCCAUACCGACGGUACAUUACGUGCCCCAAUGCUGAUGAUGGAGACUGCCACGUCUGGAAAUGGUGGGACGUGGCCGUCGAGGAGGAGAUGAGGGACAUUCAGACGGAGCUUAGUGAGCUUAAGGGUGAAGCCAAUGAGCGUGAGCAGAAGCUGCUCAUCCUUGAGAAGAGAAUAGGCGAGCUUACAAAGAAGAAAUCAGGAGCUAAGCUAAUGGUCUUUACCAUAGUUUUAGUAGGGUUGGUGUUACUUAUAAAUGUGCUAGAAAAAUUGAGAAGGAUUCAAAGGAGUGGGGCGUACCAGCUAUGUUUCUUUAACGAGGUUGACGCAUGUGGGAAGGAGUCACGGGUGCAUUUGGUCUGUAGCUCUUGUGGGAAGGAGUCACGGGUGUUGCAGAAGCCACGGGUGUUGUAGGAGUCACGGAUGACUCUGUUUCCUUUAGUAUAAGUAGUAGUGUUGUAGUUGUCUCUGAGAGUUUGUAUUAAUCAACUCUCUUUGUUUUCCUCGGAGCUGUUCUUAUCUACCACUGCACUGAAGUUUAGGUAAUCUACUCUAUUUGUUUUCAAAUUUGGAAAAAAACGUGUAUCCUCUAUAUUUGAAUGAUUGUCUGAUCCCUUCUAGUA